Camellia sinensis is the source of this 661-nucleotide messenger RNA. Its product is annotated as thioredoxin-like protein CXXS1. The record is from RefSeq and is a predicted model, not a curated record. NCBI's taxonomy places the organism in Eukaryota, Viridiplantae, Streptophyta, Magnoliopsida, Ericales, Theaceae.
UAGUAAUAAAACAAACUGCUGUCAAGAAAACCCACCCAAGAACAAGCAGAAGAAAAAGCAAAAGGAGGGAGGGAGGGAAUGGAAAGCCAGGAGCAGGAGAACAAGUCCAGAGUGGUGAAGAUUGAGUCAAAGGAGUCAUGGGAGUCCUAUCUCUCCCAAUCCACCAAUCAAGGCACCCCUAUUGUGGCUCAUUUUACAGCCUCAUGGUGCAUGCCGUCGGUGGCAAUGAAUCCUUUUAUCGAGGAAUUGGCAUCUACUUACCAGGAUAUACUGUUUCUCACAGUUGACGUUGAUGAUGUCAAGGCGGUAGCAACCAAAUAUGAGGUAAAAGCCAUGCCAACAUUUUUGCUGAUGAAAGAUGGUGCUCAAGUUGACAAGAUAGUGGGUGCCAAUCCAGAUGAGAUAAAGAAAAGGAUAGAAGGUCUUGUUCAGUCCGCUCAUGUGUAUGUGGCCUAGUACUCAUACUAUGCUGAUUUUGUGUAGUUUGCAAAACAUGUGGAUAUUAUAUUUUUGCUUUAAAUUUGGAAGCUGACUCUGUGUGAUUAUUGCUUGUGUUUCAAUCUCAAACUAUGAAAUAUUAUCAAAGAUUGUAUAUAAUUAGUGUCAUCAGAAGUUUUGUGUGAAGUAAUUUAAUGAUUUGGAAGUCAUUCCAAAAUCCCAA